Messenger RNA from Arachis ipaensis, 543 nucleotides. NCBI's taxonomy places the organism in Eukaryota, Viridiplantae, Streptophyta, Magnoliopsida, Fabales, Fabaceae. The record is from RefSeq and is a predicted model, not a curated record.
AUGAGCGUAGAUGCAUUAGGAAGAUUGUGUGAGUUACUAAAAGUUCAAGGUGGAUUAAGAGAUGAAUGUCGUGUAAGUAUACCUGAACAAGUGAUUACGUUUUUAAUAAUACUAGCUCAUCAUAAAAAGAAUCGCACGCUUCAAGUUAGAUUUUAUAGGUCAGGAGAAACAAUAAGUAGGUAUUUCAACAAGGUGUUAUCCUCAGUCAUACGUGUCCAAAGUCUAUUGUUUGCAAAAGCUGUUCCUGUUCCAGAUGACUGCAUAGAUCCCAGAUGGAAAUGGUUUAAGGGUUGUCUAGGAGCAUUAGAUGGAACAUAUAUAGAUGUGACUGUCCCUGAAAAAGAUAAAUCAAGAUACCGAACAAGAAAAGAGGACACACUUCUUGAAGAGGAGCAAGUGCUUAUUGGAGAUGAUCAUAGUGGUAACGAAGAUGGCGAUGAUGACAUGAUUGAGAGCAUAGAGGGCAGCAACGAUUGGACUGCUUGGCGAGACAAUUUAGCAAACGAAAUGUACAAUGAUUCCCGAAAUUCCCGAAUCAAUUAG